AUGGACCGAAACGUUCGAGCGAGGGUGGACCAAAUAUUCAACAGUUUGAUUGAGAAUGUGAACGAAGACGCUCGAGCCGGGAUCGCGAGUUACAUCGCGCAGUUAGCUCGAGAUACGGCGUCUGGGGGUAAACCUGUCAAAAAACAACAAGAGUUGUUGGCGGAGUACGCGAAGAGCGCGAAGAAGAAUCGUCAGAUUCCUUCUUCUUCGGAAGGCGGCGGCGGGGCGGUUGACGAGGACGCGACGACGAGGACGAGCAAGAAGAAAAAAAUGGCCGUGAAGGUGCCGCAAAAAGUAGAGCCGACGUGGAGAGAGUAUGCGACGGAACAUCAGUUGAGGGAGUUUUUGAACGCGAACGACGUGCCGUACGAUCGAGCGGAAACGUGGACGAAGAAGAUGUUGUUGGAGAGGUGCGAGCAACAUUUAGCGAAGGUGUCAGAACCGGCUUUGAAAAUCGGGAACGAGUUAGUUAGAGUUAUCGCAGCGUUCGAGGCGUGGAUGCACGCGAUCGGGAAGAAAAACGCAAACGAUACGUUCGACGAAGUGGAAGAGGAAGAAGAUAACGAACUUUUGUCCUCCUCGAUGCCGAAGCUUGCGUCAAACGAUACGGCGUCUGAAAUUUUGAAAGAGCUGCGCGCGUGCGAACGCGAAGCGACUGGACAUUUGGACUACAUCAAAAACCAUUUGGACCCGUUUAAGCUCAUGCAAUAUCCAGCGUAUGGGUGCUCGAUACUGGAUUUACCGUACGUGCACGUCAAUCUUAGCAAUCGCGUGAUGCUCGGCUUAUUUCCGAUUUUGAAAGCAGCAUCACACGGCUCGGAAAUCGGAGGUAAGUUCUACGAUUUAGGUCAGAAAGGACGGAAUGCGAAGAAGAAAACAGGCGGCAAUCUUGGGUCUACCUUAGGUUUAGAUUUGGUGCAGAGCGCAGAAAGCUGCAUGGACUACGUGUUUGGCAUCAUAGGAACGAGUUUAAACGAAACGAAUUUGACGCAUCCGGAGAAAGCGACGAAAUUUCUCGUGGAAUUGUGCGCGUUGCGAGAUGAGUGGAGAUGUUCGAGCAAAGAUUCGGUGACGCCAAAGCUGACAAUGUCGUUCCUACAGAAGUUAGCGUCGGACGAUUCAAAGUUGAGAAAGUUAUACGCGGCUGGGGAAAGAGAAGAUGAGGAUGAUGAGGAACGAAGAAGGAUUGUGAUGCAGCUUCCGCCACACGCAUUGACGCAACUCCACGAAUCGUUUCAUGGACCAACCCGUCCGAGCUCAGAGUAUCGCGUGCCGGUCGAACUGACGUGGGAAUGUCUGUGGAUACCUUCGACGCCACCGUUGAAAGUGUUGAGUGGUAGUGAAAUUGGCGGCGAGAAUAGCGACGGAGGCAACCACAACCACAACAACGCAGGGAAUAUUAACAAUACAAUUACCAAUAACAACGACGACGAUGAUGACGACGACAUCGACGGCGACAUCGACGACGACGAUAGUGCUUUUUUGAACUCGGCCCGAGAUGUUAUAGCGAAUUCGAGGCGAUUAAGAGAAGACUUUGAUAGGAGAACAAAUCGUGCGAAUAGAUUUGAUACCCCCCCGGCGAAUAGAUUUGAUACCAUUUUGAAUAGAUUUGAUCGGGGUGCUAUGGCGCGAGCUAAUGAUGCACACAGUGCUCGACUUCAUCCGUACGCGGGUUUUCCUCCGAUGCUUAUGGAUGAUGAGGAUGGUGAUGAAGAACACGACGUCGACGACGAUGAUGAUAACGACGAAGCAGACCCAGCAUUCGACUCACGUGAGCGAAGACGCGAGGAGAGAAUGCGUCGACUCCGCAUUUUGAGCACAACCGGAGUUGGGAGCGCGAGAAGUCGCGCACAAGAACUCUUGCAACAUUUAGAGCGAUGGGAUCGGCGCUACGUAGAUACCCAGCGUGAGCACGAGGAACGCGAGGAAUUCGAUUGGAGAAUGACUGCUACGCGCGAUACAGACAGAAGAGACAGAGAACGACGAGACCGAAACGAGCGCUUAGAGCGCACCCUUCUGCGCGAUACGAACCGAUACCGUACCUCCGAGCAUCGGGUUCCGGGUAUAUUCAGUCGCAGGGAGAAUAUGACGCUCUCUGACGCUGCCACCAUCCUUCGGUCAAGAGGAGCAACUAGAGAAUGGAUGCAGGAAAGAGAAAGAUCCACACAUGAACGCUCUCAAGGGAUGCGGAUGCGCGAUGAUAGAUUUGGUCGAGUCAUGGAUUUACACUCCCCUUUCAUACCUUCGGACAGAGCUCGACUAGGUACUCCGCGCGCGGGUGUGUUCAGACCUAAUCUGAACCCGGUUGAUAUUGCUAGCGUGACGCAUACAGUCACAAAUCUCGUUCGCAAACUUCGCUCGAUUGGUCCACCACCGGAUGGGCGUUGGAAAUCGCGCUCGCCGAUGUUUAUACGUCUAAUUGAACACAUCGUGCGUUGGGAGCUUCUAGGAAACGCCACGUUCAUCACGCCGGACUUUUAUCCCCAAAGAUUUCCAGUAGCGGAAAGAUUGGCGAAACUCAUUCCUGAAUCCGGUCGUUGGAUGGUCGUCUUAGUUCGCGGUUUAGGCUUGCACUGUGUGCCAAUGCUUCACUGCAUUUUACACGGCUUGCGUUCGGAUAGCCCAAAGAUGCGAGACGUCGAAGGCCACCCUGGGGCGAUUUUUUGCGCAGGGGCGGCGACGUGUGUUCGAUUCGCGCUCGAGUCUAUUGUCGAGAACGAUGGGAAACCGCCUAGCAUUUUGUCACAAGAGUACUGGAAAACGCUCGCGCACGUCGGCGAAUGUCUCAUGUCUUGGUGCAUUGGCGGUAAACGAUAUUUGCAUGAAAUUCCAGAGGAAAGUAUCGUUUCGGACAAGAAAAUGCGCUCGAGAGCAGUCGCGAGAAAAGCCGUCCUCGCGGGUCUCGCCGGUGAUGAUAUCGAUAAUUGGGGCAUCGCUGUAGCGAAAGGUGCGCCGUUGAUGCUGAGCGCCUUGGCGCAAACGGAAACGGUGAGCCAACAAACAAUGGACGGUGUCUCUGGUGUUUUGUUUCUCCUAUCGCGUCUCAUAACGAAAGAAGCGAGAACCGAUCCGCGCUGGCGCAACGCGCUGCGAACGGCGAAAACAAGUACCCUCCCGAAAGAAAUCAUCACGAGUCUGUUUGAGUGCCAAACUUGGGCGAACGAAGUCACCGCCGCCGUAAAGCGGACGAUGGCGGGUGAAACCCCGAUUGACGCGCUGAUUGAGAAAGAAUCGAACGAUUCUGCUUCAAGCGAGAUCAAGAAGAGCAGAAAGCGACCCGCGCCGGGCUCGGAGAUGCAAUCGGUACAAAAUUUCGAUUUCAGAGAUCCAAAGAAUACGCGCAAAGGCAUUCGAUUCGGGUUUUUGAUUGCGCUUGUCGCGACAUGGUCGCACGGCGAAGCUGGAUUCGUCGACGCGAAGUAUCUAGAUAAAUUCAUCGAUAACGAUGACGACGAUCUUUAUCGCGAAACCAAGCAUCGUAAGAAGAACAUCAGCACUCCGACGAAACGGUCAGCGAUGGAGGCGUCGGCGCAUGACAGCGCGACUGCAACAUCAUCAACGCAUCUCUUCAAGAUCGUCCUCUCUUCGCUCGAGCGAUGUGGCGACGGGCUGCUCGCUGCUGUUGAACCGCUCGCGAGAAUUGGAUGGGCCCUCGAUGGCGAAAACUCCGGCAUCCGCGGCGUCUUACAACAGAUAGGUAAAUCUAAGUUCUUAGGGGAAUUUUCCGGGGAGUUCCCGGUGCACUCGCCUUCGCAACAGCUGGUGGAUAUGAUCCAAUUACUCUUGCACGCUGCUAUUGAGUUGCGCAAUUUCGACUCGAAUGGGGCAGGUGACACCGUGCACGCGUCCUAUCAUCACCUAGAAUCGCCACGAGAGAUUCUUGAAAGCCUUCUCCAUCACGCCAAUUGGAAGCGAUCGUUCAGUUGUUUAGAAUGUAUUGCGCCGAACAUGUUUUACUUUGGAAGCUCUUUAGAUUUAGUUGGCGCGGCAAAUGUCGUUUUUCCCCCAUCUUUUCGUGUGUUACGUUUGAGGAACGAUUUGAAACGUCUGUUGAGAGACAUGCACGGGAACGUGCCGCACAUUUCGGCAAAGUUGCGACGCGCGAUGCCCUGCGACGACGCGUGGCGAGCAAUUAAAAAUGCCAUCGGUCCGUUGUUAGGGAGAACAUUUACGUGCUCGUUUGAUAGCGAGGACGGUGUUGGAAAUGGUGUUGCGAGAGAAGCCUGGACAGUUUUGAUUCAAGCGUUGUUGGAAGGACAUCCGACGCGAGUGGGACCGAGCGAAGCGGUGUUCACCUCGUGGUCAAAUGCUAAGGCUUUACGAACGGACUCGAUGAUGUCGUUGAGUGCCAUGCACGGUGGUGGUGAUAACGACGACCCACCUUCAUUUGAAGGUGCGUUGCGCACGCUUCGUUCUGAUUGUUCUCCGCACGCCGCACGCUUUGCCGGGCGUAUCGUCGGUUUACUCAUCUCCAACGAAAAGACCGCGGAUUUGCCGUUAGUCCCGUGGUUGUGGCAAGCGCUUUUGCACAAACCGCUAAAGGCGGAGUUGUUAGCGCAAGUCGACGAUGAUUUUAAGCGCACGUUGCUUCCAAUCAAGACGUGUGAUUGGAAUGAUCCCAAAAUCAGCUGGGUGAAAGAGGACCCGCCGGCGUUUACCAUCGCCGCGCCGACGCGUGCGGAUCCGAACAGAGUGAAAGAACUCCUACCCGGCGGCGCGAACGUUUUCGUCGACGAGCACAACCGUGGUGAAUACGUCGAUUUAUACGCGCAACAGUGCAUGUUGCGGUGUUCAACUGCACCAAUCAACAACACAUCCGGUAUGCCGCCGUCGUCUUCAUCCUCGCCGUCGUUACAAAUCGACGAAAGCGAUACUAUUACAUCUAACCAGGACAUUCGGGUCAACCUCGCGGCGUUUACGAGCGGCUUCGACGAAGUCGUCCCGCGCGAACUCGUGAGCAGUUGGGAGUGCGAAGACUUGGAACUCCUUGUCUGCGGUUUACAAGACAUCGACGUCGCCGCUUGGGAACAAGCGACCACGUACGAUCCGAAACCACCGCCAAACUCCACCGCUCCCGGCGUCGUCGCCGCCGAAACGCGCUCGCGAUGGUUCUGGGACGCCGUCAAAUCCAUGAACUCGGAGCAAAAGCACGCGUUGUUACACUUCUGGACCGCGUUUCGGAAGCUCCCUCACACCGGGUUCCGCGGUUUACGCUUCAAACUGCGCUUCGACGACCAAAAAUCCGCCAAACACUUACCCAUGGCCCAAACGUGUUUCCUCACCUUGCGCGUGCCGAAAUACGUCAGUCAAGAAGAGACGAAAGAGAAACUGGUCAAAGCCAUCAGCGAGUGCUGCUUUGGGUUUGGUUUUAGCUAA
Molecule: messenger RNA, 5376 nt
Organism: Bathycoccus prasinos
Lineage: Eukaryota; Viridiplantae; Chlorophyta; Mamiellophyceae; Mamiellales; Bathycoccaceae
Product: DNA replication licensing factor, MCM5 component (ISS)
Exons: 1
Coding region: 1-5376 (1791 amino acids)
Biological process (GO): positive regulation of protein catabolic process; protein polyubiquitination; proteasome-mediated ubiquitin-dependent protein catabolic process
Molecular function (GO): ubiquitin-protein transferase activity
Source: RefSeq, a predicted model, not a curated record